AUGGACCUCACCGCGGCAUGGCAAGAAUUGACGCGUUUUCAGGAGACGGGCAUCGCCACCUCGGCUCAUAUCUAUGCAAACGAGAAAGAAAACGCACUAGUGCAUGAGUUUCUGACGAAGGUUCCAGUCGCGACGCUUUUCGCGUGUCUGCAGGAUGCUAGCGACCAUGGAUCUGACAAGCAGGUGAAGAAGGCGUGCAAUUGCAUCAACCGUGUAAUGGGCUCUGAAGAUGACGGCAAAAGUCUUUUUUUCCAGCCAGACAUUGUGCCUUUUAUACUAGCAGGUCUGACUCAUGUGGAGAAGGAGACAAGAGCGCUCGUGACGAAUCAGUUUAUUGCACACCUUGGCAGAAAACCAUCGCUAGAUCAGGUUAAAGUUGUGGCAGACCCGCUGGUUCUAGAGCAACUUUGCAGUGUUGUUGCAGAUGAAGAUAUUGAGGUUGCUGCCAAGGCCUCGACAGUCCUGGAAAUGCUCUCAAGCAUUGGUGACAGUGGAAUCUACCGAGCAGUACUAAAUUCACUCAAGAGCAAAGCGCAAAGCAGUGAGAUUACUGAGAACUCGAUCGAAUUCAUGCGGUUUCUGGAGACAAUCAUAAAAAUCUGCGCACAAAAGGAUGAACACAUGGAGUAUGGAAUUUCCUCGGGUGCCAUCGAUCUGAUUCUAAACUGUUUACAAUCAGACGACCCGCUCUUCUUGAUGAACGUUGUCGACUUAGUGCCGGCAAUUUGCCAGACCAAGAUUGGUGUUCAGUAUGUUUUCCAGUCAGGAACGUUGAAGACUUUGUUGACCAUGACGGAAGACCCGUUUGUUGGAGAUAACGCAAUUCGACUUCUAGGCGAAAUAUCGGCUACAGCAGCUAGGAUGAACAUCGAGACGUGGAAUUGGAGUGAUGCUACACUCUCAAAGGCUUUUUUGGAGACCGUAAAAAGCAAAAUGCAAAGCACGGAUUCGCUUCAGCAGAUUGCAGCGAUGGACGCGUUGGCUGCGUUUGGAUCCUCGUCAGACAAAGAACUCGACUUUCUGCUCCAACACCGAAGUAUUUGUCAAAUGUGGCUACAGUUCGGCAGUAGUACUAAGAUGCCUGUAAAAGCCAACUGUUUCCACUCAAUCGGACGCGUCCUCGGAGCACACACGCGACUUACAAAACAGGUCGAUCAAGUACCGGAGGAGAAUGCAGGUGUUUGGAGCAUGUGUGAGCGCUUGUUUAACAGUCUUGGCGCGGAGUGCGCACAGGAGUCGACGAUGAUAUUUCUGAUGAAGACAUUGAAGCAGCCAUUUGAGGAGUUGCGGACAUCUGUUUUCCACGUGCUACGCUCGGCGGCAGCGCAGAACAGUUCAUGGGGCAUACGUGUGCUGCUUUCGUAUGGCGGUUUCUUUGAGUUCCUCUUAGAUCGUACGACUGAGCCAACCAAGGAGACGCGCGAGUGGAAAUUUGCUGUGCUGGACGCCGUCCUUGCCUCACCGUUUCAGUCGCAAUUGGACCCAUCUUUGCUCGAAAGGUUGCAAAUGAGUAUGCGUCGUGGUCCCUACACUGGAGCGACAGCCCCGGUUGAAAUGAAACUCGAGUCGGUGUAA
Molecule: messenger RNA, 1575 nt
Organism: Peronospora farinosa
Lineage: Eukaryota; Oomycota; Peronosporomycetes; Peronosporales; Peronosporaceae
Source: the annotation of a GenBank genome assembly